CAAUGAGGAGCGCUGAGCUCUGCCAUACAUGGUUGUCGGAAAAAGAACAGUAGAAAGUGUAAAACCCAUGAAAGUCGAAGAAUGAAUGGGACGGCUUACUCCAACUUUGACAAUCAAGAACAUGUCUUGAAAUUGGGAGAGACGUUUGAGAAACACCCCAAAAGUGCCUACCACACAGUGCGAUAUGACUUCAAACCAGCCUCAAUCGACACAACAUGUGAAGGGGAACUUGAAGUGGGAAAGGGAGAGCAAGUCACGAUUACUUUACCCAAUUUAGAGGGUUCCAGUGCUCCCGUAACAGUCUUCAAGGGUUCUAAGAGGCCGUACAUGAAAGAGUGCAUCCUGAUUGUGAACCAUGACACUGGAGAAUACAGACUGGAAAAACUCAACAGCAAUAUAGCUGUGAAGAAGACCAGAGCCGAAGGCAGCAGCAAGAUCCACUCUCGCAUCGAGCAACAGACAAGUCGUCUGAGCCAGCAGAUGAGGAGCAACAACCACAGUAGCAGCAGCAGCAGUAACAAGACCUCAGCCAGUUCCAAGAGUUCUCCUCCCAAAGAGAAGACAUCCCCAGCUUCCCCCAUGGAUGACAUUGAGAGAGAACUAAUGGCAGAGGCACAGGUCAUGGAUCAGCUGAGCAGCAGCAACAGCUCCUCAGACUCCAACAGCUCCUCGUCCUCCAGCAGCGGUGACAGCUCCAGCAGUGAUUCAGAGGACGAACGCGCACCGGCGCCACCCUCGGCUCCAGCCAACCACAGCAUGCCAAUCAUCAACACCAGCAUCCACCGCCAGGAGAGUGGGGGCCACCGCCAGGAGAGUGGGGGCCACCGCCAGGAGAGUGGGGGCCACCGUCAGGAGAGUGGGGGCCACCGUCAGGAGAGUGGGGGCCACCGCCAGGAGAGUGGGGGCCACCGCCAGGAGAGCGGAGGACUCAUGAACACACUCAAGAAUGACCUUCAGCUGAGCGAAUCCGGUAGUGAAAGUGACUGAACAACGGGAGCACGUCCGCCUACCUGUGGACAUCAGGAAUCAGGCACUGGCCUGUCAGUCCUACUUGCUUUAAAAUCUGUGCCUGUCUUUUCUACAUAUCCACAAUUCUGCUUACAAAUAUUGUAUAAUUUGUUGCCUCUCUGCCAAUGAGCUUAGAAUUUCACGUUUUAUUUAUUGCUUACUGAUCUGUAUUUAGUGUGCGUGUGUGUGCAGAUUAUGUGUGAGAUUAAAGAGAUGCCUUAGUUUAGAGAGACGUGAUGUGAUCAGUGUAAGAGAAGCAGUAAACUAUGCAUAUCUAAUCUAAGACGAUGUGUGCAUAUCAGAGACAGAAUGAUACUCGUGUAGUGUAGAUGGAUGUUUCUUGCCUUUAAUCAUUUUGCCAUAAACCACCACUGGAGUUUCUGUAUUACAGUUUAGCAAGGUUAGAGACUUUUAUUUUGCCUGUAGACCAGAUGUUUAAUAGCUCAUCUUCUUUUCAAAGAGUCUCUGCUGCAUUAGCCUUUGAUUGAAGACAAAACUCUAAAUGGAAAUAUAACUUUCUAGUUAGGAUGAGUGACACUGAUCUGACACCGAUGUGUCUUCAGCUGUGAUCUUACUGAGUCACUUGUAACGCUGGGUUCACACGCACGAAUACCGCUCUUGGACGUUACCAAUGUUUAUAGUCGGGACAGUAUACUGUUUGAGCUAAAACAUUAAGUGCCACAUGCAGUGCAAGCAAAGUGAAGCAACGGACCCACUAUGCAGUUUGGCGACACUUGACGCUGCUCUAUUCAAAGUGAAUGGGAAAUGUUUCUGUUGAUGCCUCCACUGUAUGUCGGUGUGAAUCCAGUGUACGAACCUCCAUUGAUGAUAGAAGUGUGUUUAAGUCCUUGUUUAUAUAUCUCAGUAAAUAAGUGGGUCUGAUCCAUUCUUUCAUAGUGCACUAGUGCUCAGUCGACUCAGUUAGGGUCAUGCUUUGUAGCUUUAAACCUGCAGUACUUGAAUCUAUUUAUAUUUCAAAAUAUACGCGACCAAUAGUGAAUUGCUUAAUAUAUUUUAUACAUAUUUUAAUAGCCAGUCAAUUGGUAGUGCAAGUUAGAGUGAAACUGUGAUGUGGAACAACUCGGAUGCUUUGAUACUGCACCUCAAUUUGAGUCUUACAGAACAUCAUGUGCCUUUUUUUUUUUGUUAUUUUUGCCUUUGCCAGUUACGACACGUGUAGUCUUAUUUUGUCACCGCUGAGCUGUGUCACGUCACAAGAAGCUGCACAUGCACAGUGUGUUGCAGUGUCUCUUUGGCGUGAGGUUUUUAUUAUUUGAGGAGCCAAUGAAGGGAAGGAGGUGGUCUAUGUGCAACAUUUGUUAACAACUCAAGAAUAAUUUCUUUGUAUGUAGAAGAAUAAAGAUUUUAACUGUU
Messenger RNA from Solea solea (common sole), 2382 nucleotides. It is a transcript of the gene eaf2, whose product is annotated as ELL associated factor 2. The record is from RefSeq and is a predicted model, not a curated record. Gene Ontology annotation, molecular function: transcription elongation factor activity. The transcript has 6 exons. Bases 82 to 987 code for a protein of 301 amino acids. Gene Ontology annotation, biological process: positive regulation of DNA-templated transcription; regulation of transcription elongation by RNA polymerase II. Gene Ontology annotation, cellular component: super elongation complex. NCBI's taxonomy places the organism in Eukaryota, Metazoa, Chordata, Actinopteri, Pleuronectiformes, Soleidae.